Lycium barbarum (goji berry) is the source of this 1635-nucleotide messenger RNA. RefSeq lists its product as uncharacterized. The transcript is spliced from 4 exons. NCBI's taxonomy places the organism in Eukaryota, Viridiplantae, Streptophyta, Magnoliopsida, Solanales, Solanaceae. The record is from RefSeq and is a predicted model, not a curated record. The coding region runs from base 1 to 1635 and encodes 544 amino acids.
AUGGGAGACAACACUAGAAAUGUUGCAGUUGCACAAACUGGAAAUGUUAACCAGAUUGACCCUAGUAACCCACUCUAUAUCCAUUCUUCUGAUUCACCAGGUAUGAGUUUGGUGAAUUUUAUCUUUGACGGUAGAGGUUUCCAAGGAUGGAGAAAGACCAUCCUUAUUGCUCUUUCUGCCAAGAAUAAACUUGGCUUUAUAAAUGGUACCUGCAAAAUGCCAAAUGUAGAUGCACCAGAUUAUCAAGCAUGGAGUAGAUGCAAUGAUAUGGUAACUUCAUGGUUACUUAAUUCUCUAUCAAAGGACAUAGCAGAUAACAUCAUUUACUCUAAGGCUGCUAGAGAUCUUUACACAGAUCUGGAACAAAGAUUUGGACAGUCAAAUAGUGCUAAACUUUUUCAUUUGCAAAAAGAGUUAAGUGACAUUGUUCAGGGAAACACAGAUGUGGCAGGAUACUUCACCAAAAUCAAAAGGCUUUGGGAUGAGCUAGAUUCAUUAAACACAGACAACAAAUGCAGUUGCAACUGCAUCUAUGGGGGAAAGGAAAAGCUAACUAAAUCUCUAGAAGAUGAGAAAUUGAUUAACUUCCUCAUGGGGCUAAAUGAAACCUAUGGUCCAGCUAGGAGUAGUAUCCUCAUGAUUAAGCCUUUGCCCAAUCUCAACCAUGCCUACUCAUUACUUUUGCAGGAAGAGAACCAAAGAGAAUUAUACAUUAAUGCUAAUGUAUCUACUGGCACUGUAUCUUUCAUGGCAGGAAAACAAGCAUAUGGAACUAACCAAGUUUAUGCAGAAAAUCAGAACCAUGUCACCAAUCAUGUCUAUGCAGCCCAGAGAAACAAACCAUCUAGUCAAGGGGUUUGGGAAAACAAAUCACAAAAACCCAAACAAAACAACCUGUUCUGUACCUACUGCAAGAAAACUAAUCAUACCAGCAAAGUAAAGAAGAACCAAUCUAAAGCAAGAAGUAAUUCAGUUUCAAUUGAAGAAAUAGAGAUGAUGACUCAAGACACAAACAUGAGAAGUAAUAUGGGAAACAACAUGAAUCAACUAACCAAAGAGCAAUACAAUCAGGCUAUUCAGUACUACAGAGGAAAGAAAAUGGGAGAAGGUUCAACUUUUGGAAUAGCACCUGAAGGAACAGGAAACAUAAAUGCUGCUACUGGUAUAACUUAUACACUCUCUCUUACCUAUCUAGCUUCUAAAAAUUCUAGUUACUGGAUCAUAGAUUCAGGAGCUUCUGAGCACAUGUGCUUCAAUCCUAAAGCCCCUUUUAUGAAGAGGCCACAAGUUUUUGGUGAAUCAAGGGAUGGACUCUUUCUUCUCCAACCUAAUAGUACAACUAGGAGUUUUUAUUUUAAGGAAAACAAACAUGUAGUAGUUUCAGAGGCUACUCCUCAGGGAAAAUUUGAACCUAGAGCUAAGUCUUGUGUUUUUCUAGGGUACUCGGAUAAUAAAAAAGGUUAUAAGUGUUUGGAUUUGGAAACCAAGAAAAUCAUUGUAUCCAGAGAUGUGAAAUUUGAGGAGGAGUCUUUUCCUUUUGCUACUGCUUCAUCAAAUCCAUCAACUAUCUUUCCUCUUUCUCAUCACUACAGGAUACUUGAUGAUUUACCAACACUUGACUCUACCUCUUGUUGA